Molecule: messenger RNA, 1033 nt
Organism: Cuscuta epithymum
Lineage: Eukaryota; Viridiplantae; Streptophyta; Magnoliopsida; Solanales; Convolvulaceae
Source: the annotation of a GenBank genome assembly
GAUGCCUGUUUGAACGUACGAGAAUAAAAUUAAAGUAACCCGUCCAUCCAUAAAGAAACUAGGCUACCUAUAUUAUCCAAACAUUGAAUUGUGACAAAAAAAUCUGGAUACAAUGGGUUCCAAAACGACAAGCAAUACGACCACCAAAGUCAUCUCCGUAGUGAGCAAAGUGUAUUGCUCAGCUUCCGAGAAGGUCCUCGUCGUCCGGCAACGCCCGCACGUCGCCAACGGCGGAGGUUUCGUGGUCACCGACGUCGACCAAACCCCUCUUUUCAGCGCCGAAGGAUGCGGAGUUAUUGGGAGGAAGGAUGAGCUGAUUCUUAGAGACAACUUCGACAGUCCUUUGCUUCUCAUUAGAAAAAAGGGAGAGAUAGUUGAAGUUCUAAGCAUGGCGAGAAAAUGGAAAGGCUAUACAACAACAUUUGAAGGAUCUCGGAAGCUGGUUUUUACCUUAAAAGAGCCAAACUCGUGUAUUUUUAAGAACAUCCCUAUUAAGAUUUCUAUUGAAUCAAGAGAUUACGGUAAUAAUCACCGGAAUUUCACCGUUGCCGGCUACUUCCCCGAUAGAGAUUGCAGCAUCCUUGAUUCUCUCGGCAACGCAAUUGCAAAACUGGAAUUGAGAAAAGGAAUAGUGGUUAAAAGCAAGGAUGUGUACAAUGUGAUCAUAAAGGCAGGGGUGGAUCAGGCCUUUGUUAUUGGAGUGAUUGCCAUACUUGACUACAUAUAUGGUGGAAGCACUAGAUGUUGAUUCAAUCCUUCCCCCAUAAAGAAAAUUGUUAUGACUUUAUGUAUGUACCGACACAUUAUAUAUACACAUACACAUAUGUAUCGCUUCAUUAUUUAAUUAAGAAACUUCAAGAUGUAAAUAAAAUUGCUAGAGGUUAAAAUAUUAACCGUAAUUACUAUAACUGGCAUCCUCUUCAACCUCUUGUUAUAUUCGUGGUUUGACAAUCCGUAAUUGUGAAGUUGUAGAUCCAAUUCAUAAAUUACUUUGUUCUCAUUCAUUGUACAAUGUCAUACUAAUGCAUAUGGA